AUGGAAGUAGAAAGACCAACGCCAGAUUUUAAGAACUACAAAGACAAAAGAGUAACCAACAUCAUCAACAAGGCUUCCCAGCAGUUGAGGAUAUCUGGUCUUGUCCGCAAGAAUGCUGCAAGGCGUUACAUAACGAUAACCAACAGCCAUGCCUCCCUGAAUGCCAAUGUCCACGCAAAGGCCGUUGCUAAGGGUCUUUUGACCAAGAACCCUAGCAAUCUGGACCGCCAAAUGAUAAGGGGAGCUAGUAAUCUAGAACGUCACAUGGUAGUGAAAAAGACUGGCGAACUUGAACCACCACUUUCACGGAAACCCAAGAUAUACUUGAAUAGAAACCGACGAACAGACGUGACCCGGGUUUCGAGUUAUCCUGACAUGACCUACAGGAGAGUUGUACACGCAAGGUCAAUGGCAAGAAUGGCUACCAGAACCGAUAUCCUUAAAGCCAGAGAGUUAAUGACGGAAGUUAUAGACCCUAAUAAAGCCUCGACAUUUUCCCUGACCAAAUCUGAUGAACCUGCCAUGAGAGUUCGGCCGGUUAUAUCUCGGGAGUCCAGCAGGGUCGACAACAACGUGAAAAUUACUAUCAACAGGUACAAUAGCACUGUAUCUCCAAAACGAUCCGAUACCAUUCCGAGCAGGUCGGAUACAUCGCUCAGCAGAUCCGAUAUAAUGCGUAGCGCUGACCAGUCUGCCACUCCAGCCACAGCCUCUAGGAGAAACAAAACCCACCCGGAGUCAAGCAGAGAAGCCACUAUAUUGUACAACACCAGACGUCCGACUAAAAACGCCAAGUCUUACCUGAAACCUGUACUUCCAAGAAUGUUCUCGGGAAAUGUUCCGUUUUUGUUCAAGCUAAAUGGACCUAUUCUUCUGACUGCACCACAUGGUAUAAAGUUAUGGCGUGGUGGGACAGACGGAAGGAAGAAGAGGAUACACUACAGAGAGAUCUGGUCUACGGAGAUUGUCCUCAAGUUGGCUGCCCAUAUCAACAAGUACAUGGGUAUUCCAGCCAGCUUCAUGAUAUGGGACAGAAGAAUAGCUGCACCGCUUGACCAUAAGAAUCUCGACCCUAACUACCUCACAGAAGAACAGCUUGCCAUGUCGCCAUGGCAUGAAGCCCUUCUUCAAUUCAAGCGGUUCGGAAAGCUUAACAAUUGUCCACUUUUACACAUCGAUGUUCAUGGAAAGAAAAACCGGAAAACAAACCUGGAUGUUGACUUCGGUUUCAAAGCACUGGAAACUCGCUGGGAGGACCAAGGUUUUGUAGGAUGGGUGAAAUCCGAGGCGGAAACUUCGUUCAAUAAACUGUUCGACAUGCCUUGCUGUGAAACUAAUGAUGACACAAAGUAUACAACUAACGUUAAUCCUAGUCUGUGUGGUGACUGGGGAGGCGACCUGUACACCAUGACUUGUCAAUCGGUGUGUUUAGGGGUUCCCGCCUUCCAACUUGAGAUUCCAAGGAGUAUAAGAACACACCUGAUAGAUGAUGAAAUUUUCAUGAACAAGUUUGCUAAAUGUAUAGUAGAUAUUUACCGGACAUGUAUCUCGUUAAAUUCUGAUGAAGAGUGUGAUAGCAGAGUGAGAGAGAAUAGAAUUCUCUCGGAUUACAUUGACAAAUUAUUCAACGAACAUCUUAAAAUCCAAAAAGUGGCACGGGAAAAGCAAAUUUGA
Messenger RNA from Ylistrum balloti, 1674 nucleotides. RefSeq lists its product as uncharacterized. The transcript has a single exon. The coding region runs from base 1 to 1674 and encodes 557 amino acids. Lineage: Eukaryota; Metazoa; Mollusca; Bivalvia; Pectinida; Pectinidae. The record is from RefSeq and is a predicted model, not a curated record.